UAACAAGCCCUGUAGUAAUUAUACUUUAGUAAAUGAACUUUAUGCAAAUAAUAUUAUUGACGAAAAGGAAAUACUAGAUAUAAUUAAAAUUUCUGAUGCUGAUUACGAAGUAGACUUGAAUGAUGAUAUGGCUAAUAUUAAAAUUAAUCAGAUCCUUCUACUCGAUAAUAAUAUUAGUCAUCUUGUAUCUUCUUCUAUAAGCUCUGUGUUUUCAUCUAGAAGCUUUGUGUCUUUGCUCAGAAGCCUUGUAUCUUCUCUCAGAAACUUUGUUUCUUCAUCUAGAAGUCCAGUGCUAUUACAUAAUAAUAAUAGUAGUUAUUUGGUACUUAUUCCUAUAUCUUCAUUCAACAACUGUGAUUUUGUGUCUUCACUUAAUAACUAUAGUUUGAUAUCUUCACCUAAUACCUAUGAUCUGGUAUCUUUACCUAAUAAUUGUGGUCUAGUAUUUUCACCUAAAAAUUCAGUACUUUUAU
Messenger RNA from Scutellospora calospora, 473 nucleotides. The record is from the annotation of a GenBank genome assembly. NCBI's taxonomy places the organism in Eukaryota, Fungi, Glomeromycota, Glomeromycetes, Diversisporales, Gigasporaceae.